Messenger RNA from Mycosarcoma maydis (corn smut), 1755 nucleotides. RefSeq lists its product as uncharacterized. NCBI's taxonomy places the organism in Eukaryota, Fungi, Basidiomycota, Ustilaginomycetes, Ustilaginales. The transcript has a single exon. Bases 1 to 1755 code for a protein of 584 amino acids. The record is from RefSeq and is a predicted model, not a curated record.
AUGUCCGACCUACUACCUCGUACGACGUUGCCAGCAGAGAUCCUAGCCUACAUAAUCGAACUCGUCAUCAUCACCUCCACGCCUUCUCCGCGCACGAUCGCGCCCGCUUCCGCCGCAAACACCUCUUGUUUCACCACACCUCUCGCGUCAUCCUCCACUUCUGACUGGUGCUCGACAUCGUCGCUCCUGCUCGUCUCGAAAUUCUUCUUUUCCGUUGCACAUCCAUUGUUGCUUCGCACACUCACGCUCGACUCGACGCGCGCCGGACUCGCCUUCUUCCGAUCAGAAACCGCGGACAAAUGGCUGAACAAAGUGCAGAACGGCUGGUUCGGCAAUGUCUCAGCAUUGCAGAGACACGCUGGCACAAGCAUCGAUCCGGUCGAGUGGAGAUUGCGUCAAGCAGCAUGGUAUGAAGAGUGUCCGGGUGGGUUCGUUGUUGGACAUGCCUAUGCGUCCAGAAACAAGGCCAAGAAGACGAGCGAGCGCGCAGAAAGGGAGAGAAAGUAUCGAAGUGUCAGUGUGUACUGGGCCGAAGAAGAGCUGCUCGAAGAGGUCAGUGAUCCUGAUCGAAGCAGUAGCAGCGAGAGCGACGAUGCGACCGACCAGGAUCAACCGGUCCCACUGUGGCAACAGUCGAGCGCGAUGGCACGAUCCUUGCCAUCUCACACAACGACGAGCUUCGGAUAUCGUCCAACGACGCCACGUCCAUCGACACUCAGGCGAUCAUCACAUCAAGCAUCGUCGACGAGCUGGGAUGCGAGCCAUAGUCAUCCGCAUGAGCCUGCAUGGCAGACCUUGUAUUCACGUCCGCGCCGAUCGUCUCCCGGAAGAAGCAGGAGUCAAGCCAGCUCCUGUGCAAUGAAUGGUACAGGUUCAAGUCAGGGCGGCACUGAAAGUCCCAUCGGUCCUUCAGAGGGUGAUUUGGAUCCUUGGGAUAUGCAAGAUGCUCAGGAACGAUUGACUGCCUUAGCAAAUGCUUCGUCUGAUCACCAAGACGCUGUGACAAGUGGCGAUUCCUUGCAGUCGAGCGUCGUCAACAUCGCGCUCGAUUCACCGCCACCCAUGUCUGCAUCACCGACUUGGUUCACUUUGCACAAUCACGCUCGUCGCCGAGAAAUCUACGCCUAUCACAUCUGCACAGCCACACUGGAAGCUUUUAUCCAACCACUCCUAUCGUCGAUCCGCACACUACGCCUGAUCACGCUCACCUUGUACCCGGGGCAUCUGCUGGAUGACGACAAGCUGGAACACAUGCUGCGUCGCAUCCUGUCUGCGUCUGAAUCGCCCCGCCUCGAGACGCUGCUGAUUCGGAUCGUGUUCGAUGCCGCCACUGCUGGGUCGAGGACGCGACGAUUUGAACGCACAAAGACGAUCGCUGGCGCGGUAAAUCGGAUCGGCGACGAGCGCGUGAGGGUGAUGCUCGUCAAUGCGAGCGUGGGUGAGGGUGAACUGGUCGAAAGUCGAUCAGACCAAGCUGAUGAAAUCUGGAGUCCCAUUAGUCGCAAAGCGAUCACCUCAACAAAGGAAGGUUGGUGGUCCAGGGUUCUUCAGCAAAACCAUUACACCGCACAGCAAGAGCAAACACAACUCUCUUCGACGCCAAACUCGACCAACCUUACCGUUCCAGAAGAGCACCAACACCAAUUCAACAAUUGGAGCAUGUUCUUCCCUCCGCACCGACAUGCAGACCCAACGCACUUGGUCAAUUUGAUCCACCACUCCGAUCCGUGGCCGGACUGUCCUAGUCCGGUAUGA